AUGGAGUACGAAGAUUACGCUCCAGACUCGACGAACUCUUCGUUCAAAUCGGCAAAAACCUACCGGUAUCUCGGACACUCGUUGGCGACGUACCAACAGUACGUGGUGUACGUCAGCGAAGGGGUGAUAAAAAACUGCUACAACCAAAUCAAAGGGAUAAAAGAUUGGCGAACGGACGACGAGAACGGCGAAAGGAACGACUUGUUACCGCUCUCAAAAGGGAAGGCGAAGGAUUUCUUUUACAUCGCGAAUUUAUACGGGAACAUCGAGGAUACGUUCAACAGGCCGAUUUAUUCACCUCCGGAAGAUUUCAUCGACGUGGCUAUUCGGGAACCGAAUAAUCGGAGAGGGUACUUCGCGCGGUUGGUCAACACGCCGGCGUCGAGGAGAUGUUUGAACUUGGGGAGUUACAAUUACUUGGGGUUUGGUGGGGUGAAUUCGUUUUGCACGCCGAGGGUGAUGAAAGCGGCGAUGGAGAAUCCAGUGACGAGCGGGUCGUGCGCGGCAGAGUUGGGAAGGACGAAGCUGUUGACGGAGGUGGAAGAGUACACGGCGAGGUACGUAGGAAAAGAAGCGGCGAUGGUGGUCGGGAUGGGGUUUGCGACGAACAGUACCGUUUUACCCGCGUUAGUAAGUAAAGGAGAUUUGAUUAUUUCGGAUAAGUUAAACCACAACUCGAUUGUAGAAGGGGCGAGGUUAUCUGGAGCGAAGAUUAUUCCUUUUGAACAUAACUGCGCGGGGCAUUUGGAAUUAGUUUUGCAAGAGGCGACCAACGGCGCGUAUAAAUACGGGAAAAUUGUCGUGGUCGUGGAAGGGAUUUAUUCCAUGGAAGGAGAGUUGUGCAAUUUGAAAGAGAUUGUUGAGGUGUGCAAAUUAUACAAAGCGCACGUGUACUUGGACGAGGCGCACUCGAUUGGGGCGAUCGGGAAGACUGGUCGAGGGGUGACGGAGGAACUCGGCGUAGAUCCGAAGGAUAUUAGUAUCAUGAUGGGGACGUAUACGAAGUCGUUCGGGGCAGCUGGAGGGUACGUUGCCGGCGACAAGAAAGUGAUCAAUGCUAUUAGAAGGUUUUCGAUAGGCUACACCGAUGCUACGGCAAUGCCCGCGGCGGUGUGCGCGCAAGUUUUAGAAUCGUUGCGAGUCAUCGCCGGCGACGACGGGACAGAUAUUGGGAGGAAAAAGUUGGAGAAGUUGAGAGAGAAUUCGUUGUUCUUUCGAAACGGGUUAAAAGAGUUAGGAUUAGAAGUGCUCGGCGACCAUCCGUCGCCGAUUAUGCCGGUGAUGUUGUACCAACCGUAUAAAAUUGGGGAUUUCAGUCGAUUGGCGUUUAAUAAAGGUUUGGCGGUGGUGGUGGUUGGGGCGCCGGCGACGCCGGUGACGUUGCCUAGAGUCCGCUUUUGCAUCUCCGCGGCGCACGAGACGAAAGAUUUACAGAAUGCGUUAGAUGCGAUCAGCGAAAUCGCGGACACGUUGAGCUUGAAGUUUAAGUUACAUCCGCCGUCGAAACUGUUCGGCGACGGCGGGUGUUUGCAAGCGUUGGAGAGGAAAGCGGAAAUUGCGUCUGAGAAAGCGAAAAAGUUAGCCUUGAGCCGACGCAAGGAGUGCGUGGAAAAGGUAAACAAGAUGACGUUCGGUGAUUUAGCGUCCGGGUCAGUAUUGAGUUUGGAAUUGAAACGCGAACUCGGGGAUAUUCACACGACGGAGGGCGACGUUCGGCCUGGGACGGUGUUCAAAAAGACGAUUUCAACGAGAGAUAUGCUUAAUUUAACCAACGACGAAACCAUGCGCUCGGCGUGCGCGGAAACCGUCGGUCGGUACGGGUUAGGCUCGUGUUCUCCUCGCGGAUUCUACGGAACGUUUCAACCUCACGUCGAUUUGGAAAACAAAAUCGCGGAGUUUCUGAACGUCGGCGAAGCGGUUUUGUAUUCUUUUGGCGCGUGCACGGCAUCCUCCGCUAUUCAAUCAUUGACGCACAAAUCGGAUGUCGCUGUCGUAGAUCGUGCGGUUGGACCGGCUAUUUUAGCCGGUUUACGACUGGCGAAGUUGGAGGUUCGAUGGUACGAUCACGCGGAUGCGGAGGAUUGCGCGCGAGUGUUUGCCAAGAUUGAAACGGAAGAUGGGAACACGUCCGCGAGGUUGGCGAAACCGGUCCGAAGACGAUGGUUAAUCACCGAAGCCGUCUUUGAAAAGACCGGGAAAAUCGCGCCUUUGAAAGAGCUCGUCGCUUUGAAGAAUUUCCAUCACGCUCGAAUGAUUUUAGACGAAUCGUACUCGUUCGGGACGAUGGGCGAAACCGGGAGAGGUUUAACCGAACACUUCCGCAUGCCAGCUACGGCGGUGGAUGUGAUUGUCGCGAGUUUAGAAAAUGCGUGCGCCUCGGUCGGUGGGUUUGUCGCCGGGGAUACUGGCGUCGUCGCGUAUCAGCGAUUGAUGGGAUCCGGGUACGUGUUUUCGGCAUCGUUGCCGCCGUACUUAGCCACGGCGUCUUUACACGCCAUCGAGCGAAUUAUCGCCGAACCGGAAAGAGUCGAGAAGUUACAAUCCAUAGCGAGGAGUUUUCAUUCUGCCUUAGUCGCCGGGGACUGUCCCGGGUUAACCACCGAUGCCGAUCCCGGAUCGCCGGUUGUCCCUAUUCGAUUAGUGUCAGAAGGCGCCGCCGGGGACGAGUUCAAAAUCAUACGAGACAUCGCCGAGUACGCGCGAUCGCAGACGAGUGUAGGCGUCGUCGCGGCAAAGUAUAACCCCGUCGUCGCCGCACCAGCUUUGUUGCACACAUCUGCAACGAAAGCGACGCUUCGAUGCUUUGCUUCAGCUUCUUGGGACGAAUCCGACGUUGAAUUUAUCAUUGAAAAACUCGGCGAAGCAGCGUUCAAGUGUUUGCCUGCGCACGCGCUGAAAUCGCCGACAAAACGCGACCCGAACCCGAACCGGUUUCGACAGUCUGAGCGAGGAUCGUUCCGAGAUACUGGAAAUUACAGACUCUCUUUUGACACUAAUAACAAUAGUAACGGACACCAGCGGAGAGCAUCGUCGUCGCAACUGGAAGCGGUGCGGAGGAAGAUUGAACUGGACGAGGAAGUCGCCGAAACAAAGGAGUGGAAAAAUUUCUUCGUUUCAGGAGAUUACGAAGAAGAGCCGGCAUCAUUAUCGGUUCCUUUACUCGUCGUCUUAUUGCACGCGCACAACUUGUUCCGUCGCUACAUCAUCGGUCAAAUCAACGUCACGUCGCAAUUGGUGCCGGCGUUGUUGCGCUCCAUCGGUAUGCACCCGACGGAGAACAAAUCCGCGUUUGUUCGCUUAUUCUAUUUCGUUAGUACGUAUUUAGGAUCGCGAUCGUUUUAUGAGUUCACACUGCCUGUAUUGGUAUGGGUAUGCGCGGAGGAGAGCAAACAAGCGCGUUUCUUAGUGCUCUGGUAUUGCUUGACGUCUUCUUUUGGAUGUUUGUGCAAAGGCGCGUUGGCGACGCAAAAGAGUACGAUACGCAGUAACCGCGAAGUUUCCGCCUUGGGUGCUUUGCGCAACUCCGGAUCUGUCCACGCGUGGCCGUCCGUCGCGGGCAUGAAUGCCUCGUUUAUUCCGUUUUUCUUGUUGCGUUGGAAACACGGAUCAGUGUGGCUGUGGGAGAUGGAGAAUCCGUACUCGGUCGUCGGCGAUUACGCCGUCGCGUUUGCGUUUAUGUUGCUCAUCGUCGUCAGUAGACUAGCGAACGGCGAUUCUCCCGCAAAUGUCCAAGGUGGCGUCGUUUUAGGUGCCAUUCUUCUCCGCAUGGCAUUACCGACCGCGGAGUGGACGCACCACGGUUUGUCGUCAACGUCCGUGCGCAACGCGCAGGGCUUUUCCUUGGCAGCGGUCGUGUUCGCGUUGAUUGCGCUCGUGCCGAUGCCUCUGAACAGCCGAGGUAAAAUCUUACCCGCUGCGGCCAUGUGUUAUCGACGCAUGUGGAGAACGCUGUUCUAUGCGUUGUUCUUCUACGCCGGUUGCGUGUGGAGACGUCCACCGUCUCUUUCUGCUUCGCAGACAACAUCGACCAAAGCGACGACGAAAAUGACGACUCUACUCUCCCCAAUCCUCCUCCUCUCGGAAGCAUCGAAGGACGGCAACUCCCUCGCCUUUCUCUGCAUCGUCCUCUUCAAAGCCGCACUCGGACACUUCAUCCUCAAACUCUCCGUUCUUGCCAUCUCCAACGUCGCGCAACUCUUCUGGGAAUACGUCUUGAAAGUUUACAUCCACUCGAUUAAACCGAGAUUCCAAAAGCCGGGCGAAAAAUCCGCCUCGGUUGGCACCGUCCACAUGCGUUCGGCGGCGUUGCACUUUGUCGAGCUCACCGUAGAUAUCACCUCGGCCUUGGUGUGCGCGCACGGCGUCCCGAGAGUUUUCGAUAAGCUUAGCGUAUGA
This is a messenger RNA of Bathycoccus prasinos, 4395 nucleotides long. RefSeq lists its product with no specific name. Lineage: Eukaryota; Viridiplantae; Chlorophyta; Mamiellophyceae; Mamiellales; Bathycoccaceae. The record is from RefSeq and is a predicted model, not a curated record. Gene Ontology annotation, biological process: ceramide biosynthetic process; sphingosine biosynthetic process. The coding region runs from base 1 to 4395 and encodes 1464 amino acids. Gene Ontology annotation, cellular component: serine palmitoyltransferase complex. The transcript has a single exon. Gene Ontology annotation, molecular function: serine C-palmitoyltransferase activity; pyridoxal phosphate binding.